GUUGGCGCCUGCGCAGUGAGACCACGCCUGGAGCCGGCGCGGUCUAGGGGCGGGGCUUCAGGCGGAGAGGGAGGGAAAAGAAAAGAAUCCGACUGGGAGUGGAGCUGGCUUCUACGGUGGCCGGAGAGGGACGCACCGGGCCGGAGGCUGCAGGAUGAUGCGAUUCAUGCUACUGUUCAGCCGGCAGGGAAAACUUCGGCUACAAAAAUGGUACCUGGCCACCUCAGACAAGGAGAGGAAGAAAAUGGUCCGAGAGCUCAUGCAGGUCGUUCUGGCUCGAAAGCCCAAAAUGUGCAGCUUCCUGGAGUGGAGGGACCUCAAAGUUGUCUAUAAGAGAUAUGCCAGUCUCUAUUUCUGCUGCGCCAUCGAAGGCCAAGACAAUGAGCUGAUCACCCUGGAGCUGAUCCACCGAUACGUAGAGCUCUUGGACAAGUACUUCGGCAGCGUAUGCGAGUUGGACAUCAUCUUCAACUUUGAGAAAGCGUACUUCAUCCUGGAUGAGUUUCUGAUGGGCGGGGACGUCCAGGACACAUCCAAGAAGAGUGUCCUCAAGGCUAUCGAGCAGGCUGACCUGCUGCAGGAGGUACGAGCCAGGGACAGUGAGGAGGAGGAGGAGGAGGAGGACUACUGUGUCCGAGGGGAUUCCCCACCCCUCGCACAUCCUGCCCGGCGACGACAAGUGGGCCCCCCUCCCUGUGGCGUCUGGCCCCCAUCACGCCCUGCUGUCUAAGUUGUCCUGAGUCCUGAACCCAUGGAGCAGGAAAGAGGUGGGUGGGCCGGUUGCCCACCACAGUUGUCUCCUCUUUCAUUCCAAGCUCUGGCCCUUCCUAAGACCCAAGAUGACUGCCUUAUUCUGGCUUAGUCUCUUUUGACUCGAUGAUUUUCAUGAUGAUAAGGGUUGUUUAGAGAAUUGGAGACUGGUUCAUAGUAGAUAAGCCUUUUCUUCCUUGAUUUACAUCUAUCUGCCUGCCUGCCUAUCUGUCUGUCUCCCUGUCCUCUAUGUAUCUGUCUGUCUUCUAUGUAUCUAUGUAUCUAUCUAUGUGUCUGUCUGUAUAUAUUUCUCCCUCCUUCUCUGUCUGUCACUGCCUUUCUGUCUCUGAUGGAGGCUGGGGCCCUGACCCCCUGCUUUGCACUUCUGUUUGUAACAUGAGGGGGUCUGUGUAUGUACAUGUGGGGAAGAGGCCAGUGGCUGAAACCGGGCAUCUCCCUCAGUUAUCCUACCUUAUUUUUCCAGAGUCUCCCAUUCAAGCUGGAGCUCAUCCAUUCAGCCAGGCUGAUUGGCCAUUGAGCUUCAGGGAUCUACCUGUCUCAACUCCCUCCCCACAAAGCACUUGAACUAGAGACCCAAACCUCCACUCCAGGCUUCUCUGGGGUUGCUGGGGAUUUGAACUCGGGUCUCCAUGCUUCCAUGGCAGAUCCGUGUCAUAUCAUGACUGAGCAGCAGUCUCUCCAGCCCCGCCUAAUCCUCCCCUUUAACAACAUGUAUGCACACACCCCCUUUGCUCAGGAACUAACAUCGUGGGGACGUGGGGCUGCCUGGAGGGUGUCUGUUAGUUCUCCCUGCUGCCUGGUAUCCCUACCCUCUCCUCAUCCCUGCUUGUGCCCUCUGCUGUGCUACUGCUGAGCCAUGGUGCAGGGUGAUGAGUCACCAGGACUCUGCAGUGACAAGCAAGCCAGCGAGAGCUGGCUCCGAGGAGGGGAGAGGUGGGGUCCACGAGGGAGGUCAGCCUUGCAGGGGGAGAAACCGCAGAAUGAAACUCGAGGUCACCCCACCCAUGCAGCCUCCCUUCAUCCCCUGUCACACACACAUGCACACAGGCAGACGCGUGCGUGUCCCCUGGUUACUAGACACUAGUGACUCAUCACUCUGAAGUCUACCUUUCCUCUCCUUAGGAGUCUGGCACCAAUGGCUUACUGCCUUCCCUCUCUGAGAGGCACGGGCCAAGCAUCCGCACUACCUACCCCUGGAAAUCAGGGUUCCCCCUGCUCCUCCCGCCCCACCCAGCUUCAUACCUCUAACCCAUGGGUUCUGAAGCUGCUCACCUCCUCCCCCAGUUCCUAGCUUUAGACUCUGGGUGAUGAUGAACUUGGCCUCUUCUACCCUCCUUGCCACUGUGGGUGCUGGGAAUGGUGUCCUGAGGCCCGUACCCCCUGAGGACUUGCAGUGCUCCAGCCUUGGGCUCAUAUCAGCUUCUCUCCCCCCACCCCUGUGUGUGUCUGCUCUUCCCCUGACUCCGAUUCCGUCAUCUCGCCCACCCUGUCUACCCUUCCUGGUGUCUGCGUCACCCCUGUCUGUCUCAGGAGGAUGAGUCGCCGCGCAGUGUCCUGGAGGAGAUGGGCCUGGCAUAGCCCCGUCAGCCAGCGGGGGGCCCUGUGGAACCGGGGGAAGACAAGACAAGAGACAGCACUUGGGGCUGUUUCCUCUCACCUCUCCCCCAGACCCCUUCUCGUGGAGGGACCCGGCCGCUUUUCCUCGGCCACCUCACCUACUUAGAAGGAGCUGUGGCUCCAGCCCUACAUACAAACAUUCCCUCCCUCCAGGUCUUCCUCCCCCACCACCGUCCGUUCCCACUGAAGGCUUUAGGGGCUAGAAGGGAGGGGAAUGUGACCGGAUGGGGAUGCCCAGUGGCUUUCAUUCUCCUUCCUUUGAAGAAGCAAUGGCAACCCCAGCCGUCCUUCGUCCUCCCUGUGUCCCGAAUUGCUGUAAAUAUAUAAAUAUGUCAGGUUAAAGGGAAAAGGUUUCCAGGGCUCUUUUCUCCCCUCUGCCCCCAAACCUACCUCCAUCCCUCCCCAGAACCAGUCAGGGCAGCCUCUCUGCCUCGGAGGGAGGGGCUUUCUUCUCCUGGGCCCCACUUCCUCCUGGGCUCAGUGUCUAGCCAGAGCCAGGGGAGGAGCCACACAGUUAAUGUUUUUCUAACCUUGCUACUUGGAGGGAAGGGAAGGUUGGGGAAGGACCUGCUUUCUGGGACACUGACCCUGUCCCCCUUCCUCCUCUCCACGUUAUGGGUGUGGCAGGAGCCAAGCGGGUGGGGUGGGCCAAGUGGCUGCCUUUAUUUCCUUUCUUCUGAAAUAAAAGGAAAAAGUGUUUCUGGA
Rattus norvegicus (Norway rat) is the source of this 3093-nucleotide messenger RNA. The record is from RefSeq and is a predicted model, not a curated record. NCBI's taxonomy places the organism in Eukaryota, Metazoa, Chordata, Mammalia, Rodentia, Muridae.